Molecule: messenger RNA, 487 nt
Organism: Bombus pyrosoma
Lineage: Eukaryota; Metazoa; Arthropoda; Insecta; Hymenoptera; Apidae
Gene: kud
Product: transmembrane protein 258
Exons: 3
Coding region: 134-376 (80 amino acids)
Biological process (GO): protein N-linked glycosylation
Cellular component (GO): membrane-bounded organelle
Source: RefSeq, a predicted model, not a curated record
UGCCGAAACCUGUGUAUAUGACUGCGUUCAUGAAUGUACAUUAUACUGAAGUUUGCAGAGUACAAUUGCAUACUCGUCGUUAGUCGCGUGUAAGUUUACGUGUCCUAUAAGCCACGUCAAAAUAUUUGAUACAAUGGUGGAAAUCGAGUCUAUGACAAGAUAUGUCUCUCCCAUAAAUCCUGCAAUUUUUCCAUUACUGGCAGUGGUGUUACUAGGAAUUGGAAUAUUCUUUACAGCAUGGUUCUUUGUUUAUGAAGUUACUAGCACAAAAUUUACAAGGGACAUGUUUAAAGAAUUAUUAAUCUCUCUAGUAGCAGCAAUAUUUUCUGGCUUUGGUAUAUUAUUUUUACUCCUUUGGGUUGGAAUUUAUGUAUAGAUUGAUUCGAUUAAUGAGAAAAACUAAUUUUAGGAUUAUGUGUAAUAGCAUUUAAGAAAUUAUAUAAUAAUCUCACAUCAUUAAGAAUAAAAACAAUGUAUUUUUACUAAA